Messenger RNA from Serendipita indica DSM 11827, 1752 nucleotides. The record is from the annotation of a GenBank genome assembly. Lineage: Eukaryota; Fungi; Basidiomycota; Agaricomycetes; Sebacinales; Serendipitaceae.
AUGGCGAGCCUCUUUGAUAAGCCAUACAACUCGGAAGAACGGCUCAUUAUCGCCUUGGAUAUUGGCACCACUCACUCUGCUGUUUCAUUUGUCCACGCAUAUCCAGGAUCCCAGAUUGAUAUCAGGAUGAUUCCAACCAUGAUUGCCUACAAAGGAGGUGAAGCUAAAGCAUAUGGGAUCAACGCAGAGGAGUAUAUUGCCGACGACGAUUAUGAGGUUGCUCGAUGGUUCAAGCUUCAUCUUCAUCCUGAAUCUAUGAAAAUCAGCGACCAGUCACCUCAUAACACUGAUCCAUCCUCAGUCUCCCUGCCCACGAUUGAGGUUCCACCGCUACCCAACGGCGUUUCUUUAAGUCGAAUAUACGCUCAAUUUAUGGCAUACCUCUUCAGCUCGACCAAAGCCUUCUUUGAGAACACUACUCCAAAUGGAAGGUCCAUCUGGUCACGACUGGACAACGACAUGGUGAUUGUCAUAGCCACUCCGAAUGGCUGGGACGUAUCACAGCAUGUCUUUCUAAAGCAUGCUGCUAUCAAGGCCGGCAUCGUGCGCUCUCAGCAAGACGCGGAAGAUCGCCUCGAGUUCGUGACAGAGGGCGAGGCCUCGGUGCAUUAUGCUCUCGCUAAAACUAACAUGCGGACAUGGAUGCGCAAGGGCUCGAUAUUUUGCGUUUGCGAUUGUGGCGGAAGCACGGUAGACAGCACGCUAUAUGAGUGCAAACAAUUACUGCCCAAAUUGACACUCGAGGAGGCUGGAGGAGUGUUUGUGGAUCGUGCUGCGAGACAAAUGCUCACAAUCAAGCUGCGCAACUCAAAUUAUGGCGACGAGGAAUCCUUGAAUGAUAUGGAACUCGCUUUUGAGAGAAAGACGAAGCGAUUGUUCGACGGGACCAAUGAGUCAUAUGUUAUAGACUUUGGUGGUCGGCAGGAUAACGAUCGAGAAUUCGGAAUCCUCAAGGGAAAAUUGACGCUCAGCCGAGAGGAAGUCGCCUCGGCUUUCAACGACGUGCUUCGACAAAUCACGGAUAGCUGUUUACGCCUUCGCAAAGACAGGAAGAUUCGUCAUUUACUCCUCGUCGGUGGAUUUGGAGAAUCGCCGUAUCUGCAAACAUGCCUACGCGAGACAUUUGGUAAGCAAGGCACCGAAGUGGUUACUGUGGAGGACUCUUCCAAAAAAGCAGCGGCAGAAGGCGCAGUCAUUUGGUACCUCAAACAAUUGGUCACGGCUCGAGUGGCACGAUAUACGAUUGGCACGGAAUAUUCGCCAGACUACGACGCAGACAAUCCAGAACACUAUGAGCGGAGAGCUGGAGUGUACCUAGAUGCUCUCGGGCUCCUUGCUAUUCCGGAUGGCUUUCGAUCCAUUAUAGUCAAGAACUCGCGGAUAUCGAAGACCAAGGUGGUUGUCACACCUUUCCUGAGGGUCUAUGGGUCAAAGCCGGGACCAAAAGAGCUGAAGACAAAACAACCGCUGUUUUUAUGGGAUGCUGACGAGCUGACGCGAUGGACGAGAAACGUCGACGGAUCGCGACCCGCUGGCCUACGCCGUCUUUGCGAGAUUAACGCAGAUUUCUCACCGAUCCUAGGCCAUCUACAGCCAAGGCGAUCAAAGGACGGAACAAAAGUCUGGGCCAUCGACUUGGAAAUCGUGGUCGCUUUUGACGGCAGAAGACUUCGUGCUUGGCUGCGGUGGGAAGAAAACGGCGCUACUCGAGAGGGUCCAGUCACUAUACUUCCUGGCGAGGUACUCAAAUAA